Podarcis lilfordi (Lilford's wall lizard) is the source of this 35953-nucleotide messenger RNA. The record is from the annotation of a GenBank genome assembly. Lineage: Eukaryota; Metazoa; Chordata; Lepidosauria; Squamata; Lacertidae.
AUGCCAGCUGAGGUUGCUGUCACUGAUACAACUAAUAAAUGGGCUGGCUGUGAUGAGUGCAUGGUAAUGCACAUCCAUAAUAAUUGUCCCAGCCUCUUUCUUUCUUUCUUUGAUGUAGAGCUGAGAGGAACACAGCUUUUAUACACACAAACACACACACACACCCUCUACAUCCUGAACACAUACAUGUUCAUGUAAUUCUGAGUGCACAUUGUCUCAACUUGGUGAGGAAAAAUUCUCUGAAUGAUCUUUGCUUCCAGUACAUGUGUUAAGGGCUGGGAUAGCACCUACUGCAUUUCUGGAUGUCCUUUUAUGAAAUACCAUGCUUUAAAUUGGGUCCCCCCCCCCCAAAGACUGCUUCAAUUCUAAUUGAGAAAAAGGGGCACACCCACACCAUCAUUCCCAUCACCAUCGCAUGACUUUCCCCAAAGAAUCCUGUGUAUUAAGGAUGCUGGGAGCUGUAGCUCUGUGAAGGGGGGAAAAGAAGAUUUCCCAGGAUUCUUUGGGGGUAAGUGAUGUGCUUUAAAGGUACAGGAUAGAUCUGCCCAUGCCCAAGGAGCUAGCUGCAUUUGAAACUGGUAGUAUGUACACAGCCUAAGUCGUGGCUAUUCCUUUUUGCUUCCACAGCCCCAUGCCUUAGAAGCAUAGGGCUAUCCCAUUUCCAGGGUUCAGUCAAGGGGUCACAUUCCCUACUGGGCAAAAGUGGGCACAGCAGUGAAUGUAAAUUUUGCUUUUGUACAGUAGGUAGGUUUUUGCAUGAUGUUUCCUCCACUGAAAUCAUGCACCUUUGCAGCUAAGGAAAUGUCACUCCCCAGUUCCUUUGCCUAAAGCAGGGGGCCGGUCCACUGUCCCUCAGACCAUGUGGGGGCCCGGACUAUAUUUUGAAAAGAAAAAAAAGAAUGAAUUCCUAUGCCCCACAAAUAACCCAGAGAUGCAUUUUAAAUAAAAGCACACAUUGUACUCAUGUAAAAACACACUAAUUCCCAGACCAUCUGUGGGCCGGAUUGAGAAGGCGAUUGGGCCAGAUCCAGCCCCCGGGCCUUAGUUUGCCUACCCAUGACCUAGAGCUUCACACUUGUGCAACUCACAAGUCUUAUGGAAAGAGGAACGGUGAACUAUAGCCCAUCUUAAGACUUGUGAAGCCUGGAAUCAUCUGCACUCUUCUUUUGUCCCUGAUGCUUGCAGAUCUUCUAACCCACCCACAGCUACGUCUCAUGGAAGCCUAAAAACGCUUUGCUAAAUCGGCAAUGAAUUUUAAACUGCUAAUGUAAAGGCAGUAUAUUAUGCAUGUCCAAAACGGAGUGACGCUGAGGUGUGAUGCAGACACUGCAGAAGAAAACAAAAUGGGGUAAGGCGAUCGAUAUUAUACAUUUGCUGCAAUGUAAGUAGCAUAUGCUGAAAGUCUGCUUGUCUGUAGUGCCUCUUCGGACAGUGCUAAUUCUACUUUCAAGCAGAUUGCCUGAAUCUCUUGCCUUUAAGAGCCACACAAUCUGCUGGUAAAACCUGCUCCCUAGUGGAAAGAACCAAACAAUGCACUGAAGAGCGAACAAAUACUUAAGAGUAAGUGACGAUUAAGCCUGAACUCUGAAAUGCAGAGUCUACAACAGUAUUCUUUCCAGAGGGGUAGCUGCGCUAGUCCCUUCAUUGUAUUUGUACAGCGAUCACUGCUGUUAUCCCGUGCCAUCCAAGGCUUCUGAUAAGCACUCCUGUCAUCUGAGAACAGAAAGCCAAAAAAUAUGCUGUAAUAAUUAGGUGGGAUUCACCUAACCAGCUCUGUCAGCAGAAUCUUUGCACAAGGACUUCUGUUCAUGCAACAGGAUUCCCGCCCCCUUCCCUCCCCAUGCCCUAAAAUCAACCUUGAGGUUUGUGACUGAGAACCCCAAGAGCAGCAUGUGGUGUAUGGGGGUAUGGGGGAUAUUUCCAUCUGGCAAGUUUCUCGCACAGAUGGAACAAUUGGAAGAGCGCAAUUUGGAAUUUGUCCCAUUGUGUUUCUCAGAUGCCUUAUACCUAGAAAGUCUAAAGGAGGCUUAUAAAAAAAAUAAAUACAGAAUUUUAAACUCAAGUUGUUAACGGAGAAAUCUGAGGGCUCCCUUGGACAAAAAACAAGGACACCAGCCAGGAAUACCAGAGCAAAACAGCAGCCAGUAGGCUUGGUCUUUAUUGAAGACUGUUGCGACAGGACUCCCACCUGCCACCAGGUGAAACAAGAUGGAAGCCCCAUACAAAAGAGAACCCAAACUUUUAUUAGCUGCUAACCUAGCAGUUUGAAAGCACAUCAAGUGCAAGUAGAUAAAUAGGUACCUGCUCCAGCGGGAAGGUAAACAGCAUUUCCGUGCGCUGCUCUGGUUCACCAGAAGCGGCUUAGUCAUGCUGGCCACAUGACCUGGAAGCUGUCUGUGGACAAAUGCCGGCUCCCUUGGCCUAUAGAGCGAGAUGAGCGCCGCAACCCCAGAGUUCGUCCGCGACUGGACCUAAUGGUCAGGGGUACCUUUAGCUUUUUAGUAACCCCCAUGUUACACCCCCAAAACGACAUCACUAAUACAUCAUGGUUACACAAUGAAAGGGGAGGUCUGGUGGCAGUAAUCUGAGCAUCCUGGACCCUGCCCCAUUCCUCCCCUUGCCAAACACCAGUCAAGUGAAACAAAAGAGAUAUUUACAUUUCCCUGUUUCCCAGUCAAGUUAAUCACACCCUUUUGUCUUCAUCUGGGUUUCUUAUUUCUGGAAUGGCUUCCUGUCUGGCACUCAGGUAUCAAGAUGCCAGGGAUUAUCACUCAGGCAAGAGAGGCUGCUGAGUAGCUGAGCUCACAUGUCUAUAUAAAUUUCUGAAGUUUUCCCAGUGAGCCAGUACAUAGAUACAGUACAUUUCGCAGCGAAUUGUUACAUUUGGUAUUGUGCAGCAAAGGCCCUUUGAAUAGAUUGGAAGAAACUGUGAUGAAGUGUUUUGUGGGGACAAAUCACAAAAGUCACAAAAGUAAUUGUGCUGAUUUUGGUAGUGGGGUGCAUGUGCAUGAUAUCUGCUGGAAGGGCAACCCCCUGGAAGGGCAACAUAAAUUCCUGCAACAAAGUCAACACAGGAACAGUACAAUAUAUUUUAAAAGCACCCCACUAUACUGUAAUAUAUCCACCCACCAGCUGGCCAAUAAUGCACAACAGAAAAAAGUAGUUUAUGAAACACUGCAGAUACCAUUAAAUGUCUGGGAGUAGAGAAAGGUCUUAAUAUGACCUCCAAUGAUAGGUUCAAUGGCAAGCUGGCCUCACUGGGGAGAACAUUGCAUAGACAGGAGGCCACCACUGAAAAGGCCCUCUUCCUCAUUCUUGCCCACUCAACAUCUCUUGGAGGGACAGUAAUGUAUCCAGGAGAAUCCCCAAGCUAUGAACCUGUUCCUUCAGGAGAAAUGCAGCAACAGCUUGUCUACUUUUGAGCAUUGUUUGUUAACCUUCAUUUCCCCCAUUCAAAUAAGAGUCGUUCACACCCACAUGUAUUUGAAUCUGUAUGUAAGUAGCAGCAUUGGUCUGUCCCCUUCAAACCAGUGGAUGUUCUUUUUUGCAUUUGUCACUGCCUUGUGUCUUCUAGUCUGUUGAUUCUAUCAUGCCAAUUAAGUACCAACAGGGCAUGAGCACAGAAAACCGCACACACACCAUGCUUAAAAAUAUAUAUAUCCUUGGCCAUGAAGUAUGCAAAAACACAGGCAAUUGUAAAUUUGCUAGCACAUUUUUUCUGGUUUUGUGCAAAUCUGUGGGCUCUAUAUACCAGUAUACCUAUAGCUAAAUUUCCAGUGCACCCUUACUAGCAUGCUGGAAUGGAAAAGAAAUGAAAGCAAUGGUAAAUUCUCAGCACACACUUUUUAGGUUGACGUCCAAUGUUAUCUGGUGAAGAAUUUUAUUUUAAUGUUGUUUACCUUUGCAGUUUUCUGCUUUUGUCCGAAUGUGUAGGAACUUCUGUUCAAGAACUCCCCAGACAUAGUUACAAUCAUGGCCAGAAAGUGAUGACUUAUGCAUCCACACUAAAAACAAUUGAUCUGUAACCUGAAGUGGAGGGACUAGAGCGUGAUUUCCCUCAAUUUAUCCAUGCAAAAUCCAGGUAAACCCAGAUUUACAGGGAGAAAGCAUAGAGAUGGUUGUUUUUUGAGGGCAAUGUCAUGCGGACCAAGCAAAUUGAAUGGGAGAAGAAACACACAUUAAACUUCUGUGUGGACAAGCCUGCCAUCAGGGACUAGUUAACACCAUACAUAGAGGGUGGAUGGAUGAUCUAGUUAGGAUUCUUGCAUUGCAGGGAGUUGGGCUCGAUCACCCUCAGGCUCCCUUCUUAUUCUAUGAAAUCUCUGUCUUGUGCUUGGAAGGUGCAGCUUUGACUGUGGUGCAUAAGAAGCAUGGCACUCAGAAGAUCUGAUUAACAAUAUGUACAGAGCUUUUGAAAACAAGGAUAGGCGUUGGAAAACAAAAGCUAAGAGCUCAGUCCCUCUGCCUUCUGAGCCGAGAUAUUUCAGUUGGCUGCUGCACUUUUGGAAAUAUUGAAGUGCCACGUUGCAUUCAUUUUAUUGUUUUAUUUAUUUCUAAGUAGUCAGGUAUAGAAUUGCAGUGUUAAAGAAUAUCAGAGAUUUGAUACGUGCUUUGCUUGUUUAAACAGUCGCAUGGGGGACUGAAGUUGGGGGAAGACUUUGCUAGUAUCUUGUUAUUUGCAGAAGGUUCACCCCCGCAUGCUCGCUUUUUUAAAGUACUGUAUAUAAAUUGAAGCCCGGUUAUUCCAAUGCUUUUUCCUCUUUCCUUCAUUACUCAUGCAGAAUCAGAGAUUUUUAAAAAACGAGGCAGGAAGGAAAUAUCACUGCAGCAAGAAAUUAACAAAAGGGGCGAGCAAGUAAUCUGUACUACUAUACACACGAAGAAAGGAUGCACAUACAAUACUCAAGCCACAAAGAGACAGGUUGCCAGGAUAAACGAGAAAGACCAUCUACAGUGUGGAAACAAAAGUUUGUAGAGCGCCCGGAUAGCUCAGUCGGUAGAGCAUCAGACUUUUAAUCUGAGGGUCCAGGGUUCAAGUCCCUGUUCGGGCGAGUACGAUUUUUAAUAGAAAAUGGCAAAUAAAAAUUCUAUCAAACUGCAAAAAGGUGGUUUUAAUAGCAAAAAUUAAGUUACAGGGUUCCUUUGCAAUAUGUCUCGGGGUUUUCUUUUUAAUGCACGUUAGAAGAGUAGCUUCUCGCCAUCAUCUAGUCUCUAGCACAACACAGCGAAAAAAGACUAUUCAAGGGAAAUCGGACUGCAGAAAGUAGUAAGAACACUAAAACAGAAAAUUUAAUGAAGCUUUUUUUUAAAUAAAAAAAGCGGAAUCCGCCCGAACAGGGACUUGAACCCUGGACCCUCAGAUUAAAAGUCUGAUGCUCUACCGACUGAGCUAUCCGGGCUCCGUGCUGAGUUUCUCCACUACGGCGCUAGACAAAGCGAAGCUACUGGAGAGCGCGCAAUGUGCUAAUUACUCCCAUUGCUCUGCGAUAACCAAUCAGAGCAACGGAGGUUGGUUAUUUCCCCCGUAAAAUAAAUCCUGCCCCCAUUUCCGCCUGCCAACCCCCGUUUCAGGAAACAACGUAUCAGUUUUGCAUUGACAAAGACACCCACAAACAGCUGCACACGGUAUAUUAAUUUGCACAGCGGCUCAGGGUUAUUCUAUGCACACUGCUUGGCAGGGAGCAAAACAAAUAAAUAAGUCAGUAUUUGCGCAGGCGCAGCCUAGGGACCUCGGUUUGCAGCAUGCAUGCAAGAACUGCUGCUGCAGCAGCUCCCCUAGUUUUGCUUUCCUAGCGGGCGAAGCUUCCCCUUCCCUUCCUUUGGAGCCCAUAAAGAAAAAAAGGUUCCCCAGUUGGCAAAGAGACGCGCAGAAGGCCAACGUUCCACGCGAGCCUCCACUUCCGGAUCUGGAGGGAAGCCGCCAUGUGCGGGGCAAAAGUGAACGAAUCUCCCUUGCUCCCCAGUCCCGCUCCGUCAAACUGGGCAGGGUUAGAGACCUUCCUUUCGCCUGAGUCGUUUGCAGUAACCAGCGGCUCGGGCCCCAAAGGUUAUUUUGCUCACCGCAUGGAACUGUCUCAUUGUUUGUUGGUGGCAAGCUUGCAAUGCGGACGGGGCAGCCUUGUGGCAUCUCAUACAACAUGAACACAUUUUCUUAUGCCAUUAAUGAGCUGCUGUGGGCUAGAGCCCAUUUCAAAAGCCAGCGACAUAUUUUACCCCCUUGAUGCGCCUUUGCAGUGUUGCAAACAAAAUCUGGUCUUGUUCCCUUAUGGGUUACACAAGUCCUUUGUAGGUUCUCCAUCCGUAGGAGAAAAUAACAGAGGCCAACCAGAGAAUAUUGAGAAGCAAAGCAGCUAGUAAGCCUGAUCUUUAUUAACGCUGUUGCAACAGGUUGCUCCCCUCACACGCAGGAGAGAGGAGGAGGACCCAGAACAAAUGUGUGCCUCCCUUUAUAUAGACAUUUUGAAAUUCCCUACCCUGGAGCUCAAGACCACCCCUAGAUACAUCAUACCUACAUCACAGAAAAGGCGGUUUACAACAGAAAUCUGAGUGCUUUGUUUAUCUCCUGUCUGCCAGAUUAUCUGAUAAUGCCUUAUCUGAUUGCCUUUCAUGGUAGUCUGGCCAUUCCUUUGAGAUGGUAAUCACUUAAUUCCUGAGACAAGGGGAAGGUUCCCUCACAUUUUCCCUCCUUGCAGAGAAACAUUUGGUCAGUCAAAAUGGUUUCAGGACUGUAUCCUGUGCUGCUCCAGACAUGUGGUUUAUAUAUUUAUGUACGUGUUUGCUUGGUACAUUUAUGAACAUUUAUUAUAUAUCUAAGUCCUUAAAAUUCUUAUAAUAGCAGCUUGGGUCUGGGGCUUAGCUGGAUCUGGGGUGCACCACUUUACAUAUAUAUAUAUAUAUAUAUAUAUAUAUAUAUAUAUAUGUAUAUAUAUAUAUACACAUACACACACACACACACACACACACUCACUCACACUCUGGCUGUUGGCAUCAGACAAAGCAUCAAAUUGCUUUUGUAGCUUCGGGAACAAAAUCACUGCUCCCCCACAUUCCCAAACUGACAGGGAAUGCAUGAGAAUAAUAAUAAUAAUAAUAAUAAUAAUAAUAAUAAUAAUAAUAAAUUUUAUUUAUAUCCCGCCCUCCCCAGCCGAAGCCGGGCUCAGGGCGGCUAACAACAAUAAAACAGUACAAAAGUACAGCACAAACAACAUUCUAAAAUCAUUCAUUAUAAAAUUAAUUAAUUCAAGCCACUGGCAACCAUUGGGCCAGAGCUCCGCAAAGAUUGCCGAAGGAGGGAGUCAGGCUGUGCCCUGGCCAAAGGCCUGGUGGAACAGCUCUGUCUUGCAGGCCCUGCGGAAAGAUGUCAAGUCCCGCAGGGCCCUGGUCUCUUGUGACAGAGUGUUCCACCAGAUCGGAGCCACGGCCGAAAAAGCCCUGGCUCUAGUUGAGGCCAGCCUGUGGCCUGGGACCUUCAAGAUGUUUUUAUUUGAAGACCGUAAGUUUCUCUGUGGGGCAUACCAGGAGAAGUUCAUGUCUGCUACUUCAACGCGGCAUUGGAGGAAACUGCUCCCUCCCCCAUAGCUGAUGUUCCAUAUACAGCUAUUGUCCUGGCAAAGCUUGCUGCUGUGUGAAUCCAGCUUCAUAAGCAUCGGGGUAUGUCCUCCCUUCUGUAGCACAUAAAUCAAGGCUACUUUCUCAGCAAAGACCUGCCGCGUCAGGCAUUCCCUCUAUGUAACUCAGGGACUUGAGAUUCGUUCCUGUUCAUUCUCUGUCCCAGAGAUUAAACGGAGUCAGGAACACUCAGAAGCAGUCAUAAAUCAAAGCUUCUCUGUGCGAGCUGCUUUGGCAGCUGCACAAACAGCCCAGCCUGCCUACUUUAGCUUUUAGGCACAGGUUUUACUCACUGUUUGUCUCCUCCCUUCUGUCUCUGAAGAGGCUUGCCUCACGCUGCCAGUUCAAGAGACCCCAACAGGAACAAAAACAGCCCCCAGUCCUUCUUCUGCUGACACUGGUUCUGUGGCCUCGAUCCCUGGGCCCUUAACCGUUGUAUCUGGGGGUGUUCUUGGGCUACACCCCUUCUGUGAUGUAUGUAUGAUGUUUCUGGGGUUGUUCUUGGACUCCAGGGUGGGAAAUUUAAAAUGUCUAUAUAAGAGCUUGCACACAUGGUUCAGGGUUCUCCUCCUCUCUCCUGCAUGCAGGGGAGCACCCUGUUGCAACAGUUAAUAAAGAUCAGGUUUACUAGCUGCAUUGCUUCUCAAUAUUCUCUGGUUGGUCUCUGUUAUUUUCUCCUACCAAUAGAGCACCUACAAAAGGACUCUAUAUGGGCUCUUGGGUACCCCAUAAGGGAAAAGGAGCAGUUUUUUUUACUUACACCAAUUCGAAGUUACAAAACUUUUCAAAUAAAAAUAAAAAUUAACAAGUGCCUAAUUUUGAGGCUCCCUUUGAGAUUGAGGCUGCAGGUGAAGUGAGCCUCCUGACACCCCACUCUGGCUGGCCCUAAUUGCAGGUUAGGGGGCGAUGCUAAAAGAUAAUUUACUUAGAUAAUUUCCCCUUCAAUGUAAUCCGCUGUUAACAUUGCAAACUGUUAACUUCAUCUCACACAAUUAUAGAGGGCCCAUGUACAUAAACGCUCCCCGUUCAAAUGAACCCCAAAAGCUAGGUGUUGCUUAUCUAGACUAACUGUUAAAGGAAUUCAACAGCGCCACCGUGUCUAGGAAACAGGUUCAGCUAUGCAAAACCAGCAAUACUCCAAUUCAAAAGGGAAACAUUCAAUUCCUUUUUGAAAUAACCUGAAAAAUAAUAAUAAUAAUGCAACAAUGAUAAAGUCUACACACAAAGUUUAUUUCACUCAUGUCACAGUGUGGGAAAAGGUGGGAAGGGAAGGUUACAAGAAGUGGUGAUCUGUCAGAUGUCAUGUAAAUUUACGAACUGGUUGGCUAUCUCAUGCAAAUCUCUUCACUGUAAAGAGAAACAAUGGUAGAACAAUGUAAGACUAUUGUUCCUGUUAUCUUUUUGCGAAGGAACACCUGGGAUGUACUGAUAAACUCAUGACCUGUAAAAACCUUACACGUGGUGCCUCCCCUUCAGUGACUCUGGCCUGACAUUUUCUAGGUGCACACCUAUAGACCACCCAAAUCAACGGGUAUAAAUGGAGGCUUUUUGUUGUUGUUGUUCAGGUUCUCUCUUUCCUGCGAGUUGUGAGUGGGGACCCUGUUGCAGCAGUAUUUCUAAUAAAUACCUGGCUUAGCAGCCGCCUUGCUCAAAAUUACUCAGCAUCUACCGCUUCUUCCCAACCGACAGAGGAGCCUCCCGGGAACUCUGGACGCUGGUUGGACUUCCCAGCCAGCUUUUCCCGGGUGAAUUUUUAAAACAAAGUCGGGUGGGGCUGAGACUACACCGGAUUGCCAGUCCAAAGUCUCCCGUGCAGAAGAAGCAACUCUAAUUGAAAUCGCCUCCUCCCAGACUAAGCGCGGAGCAUAUUUCCGUGCGGAAGCCUCGUGCUCCACUGGUUUACAUACAGCCAAUAUCGCGCUUUUAAAGAUUCAGAGGCUGAACCCAAUUUUCCCACUUGGGAGUAAGAUCCGAAUUGGGCGCGGGGGAAACACCCCAACCAGGGGACACCUGUUUCGGCCGCGUGUGAACGAGAGGCAGCUGCUGCCAAUCACCUGCAGCAAUUACACCCCGCGUGUGGGCAGCCCGCCUCGUGCGGCGAAGCAAGCUCCGUAGAAACCUCCUCUUGCGGGUGAGCAUCUCUCUCCUCCUUAUCUCUGUGGCUUCCACUCUACCCGCCCGCCAUUCCGCUCUAGCCUUUGUUUCCCAUUAACCUCUAUGGUGUAGUGCGUGACUUGGCGGGAGACUCUCUGUUAGCUGAUCCCGCGUGUCGCUGGUCCCGCCAUAGGCACGUGGGCGCUGGCCUAUCCCUGCGGCCUGGGCGGAAGCGCGCGGGUAUCCAUGUUGAGAGGCUGGGCGGAAACCGAGGCCUGCUGCCUUCCCGCCCUCGCUAAGAUGGAGGCGACGAGCCGCCGGGGGUUUUAAGCGCCCCGUCCUCCCCACCCCGCCCCAUCCCCCGUAACUAGCCGGGAGUUGCUGGGCGUCGUGGAGCGGCCUUAGGGUGAGUCCCGGAGGAGGCGGUGAGGGGCCCGAGAUCUUCGCGGCUUCUCCGUAGGAGGGCGAACGUUGGCCGGAUGCCGAACAGCUCGGGGGGGGGGCCCCUCCAAGUUCCCCCUCAGCGAAAGGAACUUUUAGGGAAAAAACUUUUAGGUGGCGGGGCUGAGGCGGGGAAGCGCAGGAGGGGGAAAACCGCGGGGAGGGGACGGGGGUUGCCGACUUUUUGGACCGGCCGCUUCGAGAGCCCCCUUGACCUGGGAUGUACAGAAAAGCCCUUGCGGUAAAAAGCGCUGUCCGUCGACUUGCGCCCACGAUGGGGUGUUUUUAUACGCUAAUGUAGGGAACGGUUGCUAACGGAGGUGGGGGGAGGGAAGCAAGGGCAGGCAGGCUGCUCCUCUCGCUCUUCUUCCCUGCUCAGUUGGCAACUGUGGCUCCUGGAGUCUUUGCGGGCCCAAAUGUUAGUCUUGGGAGGUUGGAGGUGGCGUGUUGCGAGGGGGGCCGUGAAGAAGCUGCCCCAAGCAUUUAUGAGACGCUCUGUUUUCCUUGGCGUGGAAAAGUCUUAUUUUUUGGCGAUCACUCCUAGCCGAGUAAGAUUGUCUUCCAUAGUCUCCAGUUCCAGGCUGUGGGAGAAGGCACCGCUUGCUAGGCUUUGGAGUGGGGAGGUCCCUGCUGUGUCAAUAGCACCUGGGUAUUUUGGGACUUUUAACUGCCUUUUUCUUAGUGUAAGGAGGGGAGAACACAGCGGAGGGUUAUCAUUAUUACAGCAUUCACUAGUCUGAAAAGCAAAAUUAAAGCAGGUAUAUAUUUUUUAAAGGACUGGCAUUUGCACGCAUCCUUAGCUCUCGUUUUGACGUUUCUCAUAAUUAAACUCGCCAAGUUCAGGCACAUUGCACUUUUUUUUUUUUAAGGAAGCGUAUCUUUCCUCUGACUUGCAUGCGCUUGUGCUUUGUGUAAGCACCCCAUCACUAAGGGCUUUGUCUAAAGUAGCUUUCUUUGCUCCCCUCCAAGGCAACUUUUGAAAUUACUUUUUUGAGUUUGUUUAUAACUAAUCAGGAGCUGGCUCUGACAUCGUGGAAAAAUGGUUGGAGAACGUGUUAAAUAUUUUAGAGGGAAAGUUUAAAAAUAAGGGAGUGCGCAGGUCCUUACAUCAUUCAGUGCGCCCAUCAUUUUUACGUAAGACGCUGAAAUCAAAGUUGCUGAAUGACAGCCGGCAUUUGCUGCUUAGUUGUCCUGCCUAGCCAUUUUAAGUAAAGCUUGGAAACAAGGAAGUGAUUUUUAAGAGAUUAGUAAUGCAUUGGAAAGUGAACAAUUAGACAGCAGUGUAUGCUCAUUAUCGUACUGCAGUCUCAAUUCUAGGAGUGUCCAUCUUUAUAUAACCGAAACGGCACCUUCCAUACACAAGCUGGAGAUAUUACCAGGCUUGAGGGAAUGCCCAAGGUUCCCAGAAAUAAAAAAAAACAUUUAGGAAAACAAGGACCCUAAGGUUUGGGAAACUCAAUAGCCCAGUGAGUUCUUGCCAUCCUCCAUUGCAACAGAAUACUAACUGACUCUUGGGGAUGGGUGGAAGGCGAAUAGAAAGUAGUAUCCUGAACAGGAACAUUCUCACUGCAUCACUUGUUUGAUUAUUUUAAGUCCCCAAACAAUUCACGGGGGACUGAUCAUUUUCUGUGAUCUCAGAAUUCUGGAUGACUGUUAGAGGGUGUGGGAUGGUAUUUCUUCAUGUUUUUCUGUGUCAUCUUAAAGGGCAUAAAUGAAUGCUUGUAGAAGCAGAAUUGUAGAAUUAGAAGAUAUCCCAAGGGUCAUCUCGUCCAACCCUAACCCCCUGCAAUGCUUGAUAGUACCAGUGUGCAACAAUGUGUUUUUGCCCCCUCUCCCUAAUAUUGUUAUAGCUGCUAAUCUCAUAUGGCAAUUUACAACCAUUGGGCACAAAAAUAAGUGAAAAGAUCCUAGGGGAUACUUACAUGACCAAAACUAAGACCACCUUAUUACUCUUUUUUCAGUUGGUGACAACUUAAAAAACCUACAGGUACACUUACCAGUCAAGUAUAAAUAAAGCUAUUAUGAAUGAAAAGCCUGCAACUCAUUUAUAAGACCUUAAUGGGGUAUUUAUCUUCCCUCUGAAAUAGCUUCUUCAAAGUGAAGUCCCAAGCAAUCUUUACUCUUCUGACCCUUUGAACCCAAAGAAAACCAAGUCCCCUAGGACAUGCUCAGGCAAGUCCUAAAACAGUGAAUGUGUUCAGAUGAGUCACUUGAACAGCGGAGUCAUUCAACUAGUACGUACUGGAAAUUCUACCUGUUAUGAGAAAAAAACUGCUCCUUUUCCCUUAUGGGGUACCCAAGAGCCCAUGUAGAGUCCUUUUGUAGGUUCUCUAUCGGUAGGAGAAAAUACCAGAGACCAACCAGAGAAUAUUGAGAAGCAAAGCAGCUAGUAAGCCUGAUCUUUAUUAAAGCUGUUGCAACAGUGUGCUCCCCUCCCCACACACAGGAGGGGGGGAGGGACCCAGAACAAAGGUGCGUCCGCCCUUAUACAGUCAUACCUCAGGUUACAGAUGCUUCAGGUUGCGUGUUUUCAGGUUGCGCACUGCACUGUGCCGAACCCGGAAGUACCGGAAUAGGUUACUUCCGGGUUUCGGCGCUUGCACUUUGCGCAUGCGCAGAAGUGCCAAAUAACAACCCGUGCAUGCGCAGACGUGGUGCUGCGGGUUGCGAACAUACCUCCCGCACGGAUCACAUUCGCAACCCGAGCGUCCACUGUAUGGACUUUGAAAUUGCCCACGCUCAAACUCCAGACCACCCCCAGAAACAUCAUACAUACAUCACAGAAGGUGUGUAGCCCAGGACCACCUCUCCCAAUACAUCAUACAUACAUCACAGGGGGCGGUCUAAAACAGAAUCCUGAGUGUGUUGUUUAUCUCCUGUCUGCCAUUUACCUGAUUGCAUUAUCUGGGUUUUGGCCACUCUUCUGUUGUUAUAACUACUUAAUUCCUGAACCCAGGACAAAUGCUCACCCUUUUCUCACAUUAAAUGUGCCCUUAAGGCAGGAUUUGUGAGCACAGAGACACUUGGGAGAUUUCCCCCAUUUCCUUUGACCUUGCAGAGAAAUAUUUGAGGUCAUUUUGGGAGAGAGAAAAUGGUUUUCUGUGGGUUUCAGACAUGUGGUUUACAUAUUUGUAUGUGUUUGCUUGGAACAUUUGUGAACAUCUAUUUUAUUGGGAAGUACAUCCAUGUGUCUAGUGUUUUAUGGUUUUAAAUAAAUUGUGGCCAUCAUGUUCUGUUAAGCUAAAUAUAUUUUUUAGCUGUUUUAAAACUAUUUUCUGAAUUCUUAAACUUCAAGUGCUGUUGUGAGCUCUAAGAGAAAGUCAUAGUUAUACAUAGAUGUCAUACUUUUUGCCAGCCAUCAUUUACAAGGUUAUCCAAAGAUCCAAACCUGGUUUAGCCUACUAUUAAUAUUCUUUACUGAGCACCAUGGAAAAUCCAGCUGGAGGGAUUUACUUAGUCCAUCAUGACAUGAACUGCCAUUACUCCUAGCCUGUUAUUUUAAACCCCACCACUAGGACAUGCAGGUCUGUACAUGUUUUAUGGUUAUUUUGAAAACUGCCACAUUAGAGAACAAGGCUGUCAAUUCAGUGCAUGAAAAACGUCUUCCCUUAAUUUCAUUCUGAAAUAUUGGAAUUUGGAUGUAAUCCUUUUUCUAUUUAAUGAAUUAAUGUAUACAUACUAAGUUUGUGUCUAUACAUAGGUUGCAUAGGUUUUUAAUCAGUUCGACUUUUCAGUCUGAUUUGUUUAAAUCUGAUAAUACACAAGCCAUAGAUCUACUGAGAUCUCAUGCUUAUCAUUUAGUAGCCAUCUCAUUUAGCCUCUAGAUAUCACAGUCUCUCCACAAGUUGCAAUAUCCAUACCAAACCCAACAUUUGCAAUAAAGCUCAUGUCCAUGCAUGCUUCAGUAUGAUUUACUUCAGAAUAAAUACCAUAGGAGAGAGCUCUGAUACUGCCAUUUUAACUGGCUGUUUAUUGUAAAUGGUGCCACAAUAAAUAAUUCUGGAUUCUGAUUUAGGGAUUUUUGCUAUCUCAUGCUUUCUUUGCUGGAACUGAGUGAAAAUAAAGCUUGCUGAUUUGAAAGCUCUGCAUAAAGCAUACUGUAUUUUUCAUAAACACUUGUGGAACUUUUCAGUUUAUAGGAUAAACUGUAUUUAUAUCAUUAGCUUUAAGCACUAGUACAUUCAGUUGCUUGCCCCAGCCCUGCUUGCUGACCAAGUUAACCAUGAUUGGGUACUAGUUUAAUGACUCAGCUGUUAGUGUUCAAGUGACUCAUCCUAACACAGUCACUGUUUUAGGGAUUUGCCUCAACAUGCCAGAGGGGACUUGGUUAUAUUAGGGCUCAAAGGGUCAGAAGAGUAAAGACUGCUUGGGACUGCACUUCGAAGAAGUUGUUUCAGACACUAGUCUCUAGAAGAAGAGGAAAGAUAUCUAGUUAAGGUGCAAUAAAUGAGGAGUUGCAGGCUUUUCCUUCAUAAUUGCCUAAUUUAUGUUAGACUAGUAGGUGUUGGAUUUUUUAAAGUUGUUAACCAAAUUUAAAAAAAUGGUAAUAGGGUGGUCUUAAUAUUAGACAUGUAAGUACUCCUAGGAUCCUAUUAUUUAAUUUUAUGCCAAAUGGUUUUCUAAGACUUCUGAAUAGUAUCUGUUCUGGCAUAGUUUUGUGUGUGCUUUCUUUCAGACUAAUUGAUAAAUCUUAUUUUGGAUUUAGGCUUGUAUUGAAGAUAGACAGCUACUUCACUGCCAAAAUGUCAUCUUCCACCUCUACACAGUAUAUAUCACCAGAGAGUGCCUGCAGAACAUCACCUCAACAAGUCAAACAGGUAACCUAUUAUUAUGAGUUUUUUUGGAGGAGGGGUUUGACUGAAGCCUGGGCCCCAUUUUAAUUCCUGGAUCCAGCAUGGAUUCUAUUGCUGGAAUAGCCAGGCCAGCCUGCUAAAGGCCUGCUAAAUAUGGGUCCUGAGUGGAACAAAGGGAGUGGCUCCAGUCAUAGGGCAAAUGGGUGGGCUACCCUCCCUCAGCUGUCUGUUAGAAAGACAAAAGGUCAGAUUUGUAAUAUUUGAACUAGAAGGUCAGACUGGAAAGGCAGAGAGAGAGAGAGAGAGCCAUGUUUCAUUUGGCUUGAGCCAUGUUUCAUUUGGCUUGAAUCCAAAACUGCAGGUAUGUAAGAAGCAGUACCAUUUUUGGCUGUUAAUGCUGUGAACCCCUCCAUCGUAGGCUCAGGUUGUAUAUAUGUAUAAAUACAGGCAACGACUGAUUUACACAUGUCCAAUUGAUGCGCAACCACACAUGCAUCACGGCGACCCAGAAGUGGCUGGAAAAGGGGGUGUAACACGCAGCAAUAUAGACGGAAGCGGGAAAGACAAGUGCAGUCAACAGUGGGUGCUAAUCAAGCAGGAAGGAGUUCAACUUCUAAGUUUAUUUGCCAUUAAUGACAACUGGCUUUUCCAUUGGGAUUUAGUUCCCUAGUAUAUUAAUUUAGAAGUGGUACUAUCUAUCAUAGUUCCCAGGUAAUAUGAUUAAGCAUGUUUGUUUAUUCUCUGCUGGGAGAAAAUAUUGACUAAAUAAAGACAUUUGAGUUAAUGGCCAUAUAUUAGCUGUCAAAUUUAGUAUCCUGGGGAGCUGAGAAUAAUCUAAUCUUUAUAUCCAAUUUGGCUAUGCUGGAGUUCUUAGGGUCCCAAGUGAAAUACGUUGAGGUGGUUCAGGUGUUCCUCUGCAGAGAGCAGGGUGUCUUAAAAUGAAGAAAUCAACCCAUAUGACAGAGGCCCCUUAAGUUGGAAUCUGGAACUAUUCUCUGAUUUAAUUAUUUGGGUGUGUAUGAGCCUUGUGUUAGAUUACUGUAGCACUGAACUUUAAGUGAGCUUAAUUUAUGUCCUGCUGCCCGCAAACGGUUUCAAAAGUAGGCAUGCAGUUUUGAUGCUUCCCUUGGGCUUGAUUUCGGAAAACACAGGAGUCCCCAAAUGGUUGGUCUUUUCAAUUGGUAGUGAGAGUGCUGGGAAACAGUUUCCAACAAAAUCCUGAGUUAAAGAUUUUGGAAUUUGCAGUGUUUUUGCUGCCCAGGUAUUGUUUGGAAGCUGUGUGAUUAAAAGCUGUUGGUGACACAGAACUGCAUAACUCCACAGACAUGUGGGGAAAUGGGAAUCAGUACGACCAGUGUAAUUUUGAAACUGGUCUAGAAUGACUCUAGGUUGCUAACUCCCUUGUUCUGCCCGCUUAGCCUGAACAUAUCAACACUUCACCUUUGUCUCUCAUUUUAGCGUUGGGAAUAUAGAGGGUAAUGAGGUGUUUAAUACAGACCAAUGGGCCUUCUUGCUUCAGGCAUUUCAUUGUUUCAGCCUUAUGAAGCUGCCUGGGUAGCUCUCAUAUAAAGUUUCACUUGGAGUUGAUAUAACAUAAUUGUGGCCCUAAUUGGGUAUUAUGACUGCUGCAGUGAGAGAGAGUGGGGAAGCAACAUGUGUGUUAUGAUACUUGGGAUUUGUAUGUUGCUGUUGCCUCUCAUGCUCGUUCUCUUUAAAUCUUGCUUUCUCUCUCUCUGGUAAAGUGAAAUGUAUGAUUUACAUUGAGGUUAUGCAUCGUUUGUUAGUGACUUCAUCUCCUUAGAAUUAUUUGUUUCAAAGGUGCAUUGGUGGGGAUGGGACAUUGCAGUUGUGUGUUUCAGGCUUGCAUGAAGCAUUUAGUUUCCUGUUCUGGGAAAGGUAUGGGCAGCAUUUAAUCUGUCCUCACACAAGUUACAGAACAUGGCUUUUAGAAAACUCUCUUUAUCACAUAUCUUAGCUACGACCAAAACCGCCACUCCUGAAGAUUCUGCGAGCUGCAGGUGCUCAAGGUGAAACUUUCACACUAAAGGAGGUGAGUUGAUACGUACACUCUUCUGUAUUGGAAACAGUUUUGAUGGUUGCCUUAUUUUAUGUAUUUCUAUACAUAACCACAUCUAAUAUUGCUGAAAUGCCCCCCUUUGACUUCAUAGCCCAAACAAAUGAAGUUGCGAACACAUUUUGGCUCAGUCCUAUUGGAAAACCCCUCUCACUUCCCAUAUUUAGGCUGUUGAAGCAGGAAAGUGUAAUGGUAACUUCCACAAAAUGAGGACUGUGCAUAUGGUCUUUGAAUUAUAUAUGCUGUCUUAUGCUCCCUAAUAUUUACUUCUUUUUGGUGGUCAAUGUGUAUUUGACACAAGCAUUUGCCACUUUCAGAUGCUGUUUCAUCUGUUCUUUUAACAUUUCCAGUUUGCUACCUUUUGAUUUCCUUCUGGUGAUUGAUAUGCUGCUGUGUGUAAUUUUGCAAGUUUAUUCUGGAUAAUUUAGUUGCUAGAAUGAAAUGUUUCUGCUUCUUCCCAAUAACCUGAGUGAGCAGUGUUGGUGAAAGUGGUUUUUUGGGGGAGGGGGAGGGUGUCCCAAAAGACUAUCCAUAACUAUUCUUAAUAAUGCAUCCCCUAGUUUGAUUUUGAGCAUAGAGGCUGAAAUAUGGAGGGGCAGAUUUUGGUCUCAGCACUUCUGAACCUUUCAUGUGAAAUAGGCACAUCCUUAUUGCCAUGGGUGUGUGUUUUAUUCAUCAAAAGGUUUUUUGAGCUGCCUGUUGCAGAUGCUAAAAGAGCAGCAGCUUUUUUAUUGUUGAAUAGCUAUUAUAAAACGAUUCAGGGCUAUCGGUCAGUAUUAUGAGGGGGAGGGAAACUGCAUUAGUUGUAAUCCUGAGAGACUGUUAGAAAUGUUUCUUGUUGCCAAUUGAAGCUUGAAAGUUUUUGAAUUAUACUUUUUUAUUUUCUCUCAUUUCAUUGGAAAUGUCUUGUCAGCUAAACCCAAGACACCCUGUGAAAUCAUUUAUUUUAAGAUGAAAAUGCAAAGUGUGUACAAGAUUAGAAAAAUGACACUAGCUGUGAUUUACAGGGGUAUCCUGUCAGCUAGGAAUUAAAUGCAGUGGCUUUUCAUUAGGAAUGUGUCAGAUAUUCCUGUAGUGCUCUGUGACUUAUUUUAAACACUUAUGCAUUUAAAUAACUUAUUUAGCUUCUAAUAUUUUUGCAAAAAACAAAUUGAAUACUUUGAAUGGAAGGGGUUUUAGUGUUAAAAUGUUAAUUUGCCACACCAGACUACAUUUAGCGCAGUAAGGGCUUGUCCCCCAGCAGUGGGUGGAAGCUGCUAGUAGUUGUUCAUUUUGCAUUUAUCUUCUCUAGGUGAGACUCCCCCUCUCCCUUUUGCUGGAGACACAGAGGGGUGACUAGGCUUUUAUGCUUAAUAUAUUACAUGAGGGAUAGGCUCCACUUGUGUGUUAUAUACUAGUAUGUGGCUGCACCACUUCAGUUGGAUCUGGUUUGCAGUUCAAGAAUUAUUUGAUUGCAAUGUCAUUGCCUUAAUUUUAAACUUGCAACUCUCACACAAGCAGUGGGGCUCUGUGUCUAUUGGCCUUAUUUCUGAAGGCAGCCCUGUAUCGGGAAGUUUUUAAUUUUUGAUAUUUUAUUAUGUUUUUAUAUGUGUUGAAAGCCACCCAGUUUGGCAGGGGCAACCCAGCUAGUUGAGUGGGGAAUAAUAAUAAUAAUAAAAAUAAAAAUAAUAAAAAUAAUAAAAAUAAUAAAUAAAAUAAUAAAUAAAAUAAUAAAAAAUUUAGCUGAUUGGGAAUACUUGACCUAGAUGCUGAAUCUGCCACUGUGCUUGAAUGCCCAUAGUAUGGUUUGGCUUCUGAAGGGAUGCAGUGUAUCUGAGCAGUGUUUGGGACACCCAUGGGAAAGUGGCCCUAAGCUUCUCAGAAGGAGGUUAGGGUAUUUGUAACAAACUUUUAUUACACGGUGAAUAUAUAUAAAAUCUUCUCUGAUGGUUAUAAUGACAACUACUUUACAUAUGCUUAAUAUAGAAUUCUCAGCUUUUAAAAAUCUACCUAAUACAAUAAACUAAACAUUGAGCAUAUAUAUUAUUUACAUAUUAGCGUCUCCUGCAUUAUAACUAAUGCCACUUUCUGUUUACCACUGUUAAGCUGUAGACCAGGGAUGGUGAACCUUUGAGCCUCAAGAUGUUGUUGGACUCUAAUUCUCACCAGCCCCAGCCAGCAUGGCCAGUGGUUAGGGAUGAUGGGCGUUAUAGUCCAGCAAUGCUAGAAGGAUCAGUGGUUUUUCAGUCCUGCUCUAGACUGGUUAUAUUUCCAGACAAUUUAAGGUCCACAGAUAUCAAUGUUCAGAUCUACAGUUGUGUCAUCUUUGAGAUCCCUAUAUAUCCAAACUCCAGCCAGUGGGGUUCUAAUUUGGGAAGGAGUAUGGACUAUAAAAAACUACCCAUGUCUGUUUAUUCUGUGUUUACUAUUUCCCCCCCACAGUUGCUGAUGCCUUAAGUGGUUUGCAGAGUUAUCCCUGAAGUGCUUUCUCCAGCCGGCGCUUUGAAUGCAAACUGCUUUCUAAGGAGAGAGAGAAAUGUUCCCGUUUUAAAAAAUUGCACAUUUUUUUCUCGCCAUGGAAAGCGGUUUGGAUGUGGGAGUUCCAUUUUAGCUGGAUUGUGGAGUUCCGUUUAGAGCUCAUUUAACUCCAAUUCUGUGAACCCCUAUUUUAAACAGUUACGUUGGUUGCCAUUAUGAUUCCAGGCCCAGUUCAAGGUGGUCAUUAUUCUGAUUUUACUUAUCAACCCUAUGACCCACUUGCACAGGCUUCUCAGCCCACUUGUGUGCCACGACCUGCAGGUUGGGGAGCACUUAUGUAUAUAUGACCCUCUUUUGUCACGUGGGUAGCUGAAAGAUAAAGGACUGAAAUUGGGGGAAUUAAAAGUCUGUUGUCUCAAUUGCCCCAUCAGCACAAGCAUUCCUGCUUGCCAGAUGGAGUGAUUCCCCCUCUCCUCCCCACCAGUAUUAUGGGGAUUCUCCUGACCCUCUAGAGUGGAAUUGGGGCAGGAGAGGAUGGGAGAGCCCUGUUGCACUUGUGGAAGCUCUUGUGCUCCAUUCUGCUAGCUCCCUGUGUUAGUUGAAUCCAACCCUCAGUAUCUACGUUGGUUCAAAGAAUGUGAUAAGCUUUAAUUCAUAAAAUAAGAGAGCUUUAAUUCAUGAGAUGGUUGGGAGCCAUAUAAAAUUACAACAGUGUUUUUACUGACUAGGAGCACUAUCGUUGUGUGAUGUUAUUUACAGAGGAAAAUGUUCAACAAAUUGUAAUAGAGAACAAUCCUUACUGGUUUAAUUCUUUCUGCAUGUCUUAAGUUUUUUUAUUUUAUUUAUUUGCCUAGCUUGUACAUUACCUUGGGGAGUAUAUCUCAAAGAAGCAGCUAUAUGACAAAAAACAGCAGCACAUGGUGUAUUGUGGAGGAGACCAGCUGGGGGAUCUUCUAGGUUGUGAAAGCUUCUCUGUGAAUGACCCAAGGUAGGAAAUCUUUAAAACAUACAUAGAAUAAGUUUCCUGUGUGUAAAGCAACUUUCUAAUCUAUGGUUCCUCUUCAGCUUGGGUGGUAUAGAUAACUCGUGACACAAGUGAUCGCUCCUUCUCCUUUGAGCAUAAUGUAUUUUAGGGGUGCAAGCAUCUAAUUGAAAUCUACUGUAUUUGGCCAUACAUGAACAAAAGAUUUUCAAAGGGGAACUCCAGUGUGAAAUAGCUAAAUAAAAAUUCAUCCAGAAGUUCAAGCCUCUUCAUUUGGGAUUGAAUGGAGUCAUUGGAUUUUUCACACUUCAGAUGUUGAUUAACUCAGCAGUGCCUAGUUGAUUAUCGCCUACCACUGCUCUUAUAAAUGGUUAUCAUAUUUGUCUCACAAACUUUCCACCAUAAAUGAAUUGCCACUUAUUUGUAUACUUUUUGUACCUCAUUUUCCCACCCGUAUCACAUUUGUAUAUGUAGCUGCGGAUGAGGGUUACACCAUGGAUAUGAUGAAGUAGACUUUAGUAUCUGAAAGCUUAAGGCACAAUAAAUGUGUUGGUAUUUAAGGUGCCAUAAGACACUUCAUUAAAUAGACUUAUUCUGCUUUUGGUCACAUACAGCAGGGCUGCUUUCGAAUUCUUCUCCAUAUUAAAACAAAACCUCACAGCAAAUAGAAAACCAGCAUGCCAGGGAGAGAAGUUGUAGCCUUGCUCUGUAACUUACGUGCUGAUUUUUAUUUGCAGGGAGUUUUUAGAAUGGGGAGAGGUGGUCAUUCAAAAAAUGACUUCUGCCUAGUGACCUGCUCCGUGCUGCCACUUAACACCACCUGGCUCUGUUGCACAUGUAGGUCAGACCUUGAGGCCUGGAAUGGGACAAAAUGCUAGCCUUGCAUGCAGGCUUAACCAAGCCUCCCAACAAUAUUGCAUUUUUUGUUAUUUAUUUUGUCCCGAGGCCAUUACAAAAGAUAAAAUACGUAAAACAGAAUAAAAGCAGAACAAAAUACACUAUACCACUAAAAUAAAUAUUAGAACCAGAUGUUCUCUCAGAUAAGAGUUUGCUGCCUGAAGAACUUUAUCACCCCCACAAACUUUUCUCCUUAAAAUGGCCACUCUAAAGGCAAAACAGGGCACUUUCUCAGAGGUAUGGGGACACAUGUCCCCUAAUAAAAAGUUAAUCAAAUGCCCAAUUGAUCACUCAACUGGGGUAUUUAAAACUUUGAAGAAAGCUCCUCUUACAUCCUCCUAGCUGGGGCAAACCUGUGUGUAGUGGGGUAAGUCUUCAGGCACAUUUCCUCCACAUGGGCAAAUGCUCUCUUCGUAGGGUAGCUGGUGAUGGUGUCCUUAAACUAUGGCAGAGCACCUAGACGAGCCGCAGAGCUGUAAAGGCUUUUCUCCAUUUUAUAUUUGUGAUGCUGUUAAACUGAGGGUGAGGAGUCUGAUAGGGUAGUUUGUCAUACUAGGGGUCACAUUUGGACAGACAUGCUCAAGUGUCAUCACAAAAAUCCUGCUUUAAAAUAUGAGAUUUCAUGUGGCAAAAUGUCAUCUCACAGUCGUAACAAACUUGGAGUCCAAAGAAAGGCCAUACUUCUCAAUAAGUAAUUAAAGACAAGUAAAAUCUACUCUCCUGAUGAUCCCUUUUAGAAAUUGCUAGUCAACUCACCACAGCUAGAUUCCUUUUAAAGGAAAAAAAUGCAUUGUUAACCUAAAAAUCUUUUGAGAUACUUAAUUGUCCUUGCACUCUAGAUAGGGUGGCAACUGUAUGAGUUUGCAGGCUUAUGAAAAUUUGCAGGCUGUGUUGGCUGUUUCGACUUUCUUUAAAGAUGAAGUGGAAGGGUGAGAAGGUUUGAUAAGUGUGAUAAUACCACAAUCUGUCCUAUGAAUGAACUUAACUUUAAAAAUAAAUACUUUUCCACAGACCAGUUUAUGAGAUGCUGAAACGGAAUGUGACUUCUGUUACUGUUACUGUUACAGGUAGGUUUCAUUUUAUAUUAGCCAAGUUUAUGCAUUGCUUUAUAAAAUUUAAUUUUGGUAAGUAAAAGCAUGUGAAGUCUGCUGAUGAAAGUAUUGAGACACUACAGCCUUCUCACACCCCCGACACAUUUUGGGCAAUAGUUUCAAGACUUAGGAUGAUGAGAUUGUUAAAUACAGUUGGUGGUUGUCUGAUUCCCCCCCCCCCCAUGAACUUAAGUUGAUUUAUUUCAGUGGGUCUGUUCUGAGUAAUAGUCAAACACAACCCUGUGAAUACAGUUGAGAGAACCUUCAGUCCAAGUGAAAUCAUUAUCAUUAACCCUUUAUUCAUGGUACUUAAAUACCUUCCAUUCCUCUGGCUAAAGUUCAUUUAUCUUUCUCCGGAUUCUGCUAAAUGGAUGAACUAGCUUAAUUUGUCAGCAGGGAGCAGAAUCCCAAUGGUUAUCUAUCAUUGAGAUUUAAAAAUGAGCCUGUGGCCCUCCGGUUAUUGUUGGAUUCUUGUUUAGUCUUCUCCAUUUAGCAUGACGAUUGAUUGGUGAAAUGGAAGUUGUGGUCCACUGAGGACCACAGGUUUCCCCAUACCUGAUGCAUACUCUACCAUUGGUUUAUUUCCAGUUCUUAUAUUUUGAACAGAACACGUGGGGUAACAAAAACAAUUUUUCAUCUUUAUUUGUCUGGCAACUUAACAAAAAUUUACUUGUGGAACUCUUCCCAUGCCCCCUCGUUUUUGGCAAGGUCCUCAAUUUGCUCACUCUCUGCCAUUUGGGGGGAAAUGUUUUGAUUUAUUUUAUUUCUAUGCUGCGUUUCAUUCAAAUGAAUCCAAAAGUGGCUUACAAGCAAGAAAUAAUAACAUGAUAGAACACAAUACAGUCGUACCUUGGUAGUUGAACGCCUUUGCUCCCGAACAAAUUGGCUCCCAAAUGCUGCAAACCCGGAAGUGAGUGUUCCAGUUUGCGAACGUUUUUCAGAAGCCGAACGUCCAAUGCAGCUUCCGUGGCUUCUGGUUGCGUGCAGGAAGCUCCUGCAGCCAAUCGGAAGUCGUGCCUUGGUUUUCAAACCGUUUCAGGAGCUGAAUGCAUUAAAUUCGAGAACCCAAGGUAUCACUGUAGCUGCUUAACAAUAUUUGUUCCAGUUAGUUGGCAAACGAUAUCCUGCAAGUAGUGACUGUAUUCACCUCGUAUGAAAUGGCAAGCGUAGAAAUCAUGAGAAACACAAAUAAAAUGUGAAGGAAAUCUUAUUUCUUGUAGUGAUCCUCUCCACUCUUGAUAGUUGUGCACAGUUUUCAUUAGUCAUUUAAAUUCAGCCUGAGCAAAUCCUGUGAUAAACAAUUAUUGGUGGUUCAUUCUUGUAAUAGUAAUUCGCACCUAGGUGACAACCAUAGGGAUAUCCUCAGGUUGAAUUUGAGUAUUGCCUGAAUGCACCUUGAGUUGUGCUGGUGCAAGAUCCAAAAACAAAACUGACUCUGCAGAGCUGGCCCUUGUAUUGUGCAUGAUAGUAGCUAUUUCCAACACCCAGUGAUUUAAGGCUUCAGAACUUUUCUUCAUCACUUUUGUGGUGCCAGUUGGCCAUAUUUGCCAGUCAGGUGAAAAUGGGAGUUUCAUUUGAAAUGAAAAUAGUAGCUUCAGAACCUUGAUAGAAUGAGAAAACUAAACUUUGUUUCCCCACUUCUCACAGUCCUGAGGCUGCUAUGGCUUCCCUACUGUUUAUAUAACAUACACAUUUUUGUUUGCAUUCAUAACAUUUUACAUCCAGCUUGGUUUUUAUUCAUAAGGUGUGUUUUGGUGAGGUUCUCUUGGAAUUUUAAUGAAGAGAAAUUGUGGCAUAGUUCUUUAUUUGUGCACUAUUGGAAGUCAUUUGCACAUUCUUGAGUGAUCCACAGAAUCCUUUGAGGAGCAGACAAGUGGGCUUCUACCACAGUAGAAAGUAUAGCUUGGCCUGGUUUGCAGAUAAUGCUAAGCUAUAGUUUGUUUCUCUAAAAUUUGAUUUGUUUUCUAGGUUCUCUUGUCUUGCACCUUUAUAGUUUGGUGAGUGUCUUGGGCUGGGAGGCCAAAUCAUGAUUAAGGAAGGGUGCUGGGUUCAUGUAUAUCACUGAGCUAUAGUUUUAAAAAAUCCAAAGACCAUAAGCCAACAACCAAGUAUGGUUUCUUGGCAGUAAGCAAGCCAGUUAGGCUGCUGGGAACAGUUCACACAUAAUGCUAAACUGUGGUUUAAUAAACCAUAGUUUAAUAAAGUCAGGAUUAUAUGCAAACCACUCUGAGACUUCUGAAGCCAUCCUGAGUUCAGUGGGCAUCUUGUUCACUUGCAUUUGAGAUGUUUGUAGAAACGAAUGGGUGGCUCAGAAGAACUCAGUGGGUGACUCUUGAAGCCCAACAAGGUGGUAUUGUGGAAAAUAUAGAAAAAGCGAACUUUCAGAAAUUUAUUGACGUUACCAAAUAAAAUCAAAAGAGAAGAGAUGGCCUGAAAAAUUAAGAAAACUAUUAACAAAUUAACAAGCAUUUAAAGGCUUGAUCAAUUUGUGCACUUUGGGCAUUCUGACUCCAACUUCGGCCACAAAUAAAUACACAAUAGAAUUUCAGUGCAUGAGUAUUCCUAACCGUAGUUUUAUCCCUCCAAUUUUGUUAUUGGCUAAUUACAGCUAAUUGAUUUGAGUGGAUUUGCACAUUUCAAGUCUGUGCAAAUAUCAGUAUUGAAAGAUGGAAUUCCUGUGAAGUGGCCCUGAAUCAUCAUUCUCUGGCUAGAGAGCAGUUUUUCAUUUAGCCUCAUUUGUUGCUAACCUAUCUGUUUCUGGUUUAUUGGACCAUUUUUGGAAAACUGCUGUAAAUGCUCACAAGCAGGGUGGAUUUGAUUUAAAUCAUGAUUUAAAUCACUAGUCAGACUUGAUUUAAAUCAUUUUUUAACAGACUCAUUUUUGCUGGUAUAAUCUUAAUAUUUACAACUAGAUGAAGGUUUCAUUUUUGGAAUAAUAAAUGUUCAGAGUAGUUUUUACAGUUAUAUCAAAAAUUACUGAUUUGGUUAUACUAUUUGAAAUACAUAGAUAAUUAUGAAAUUAUUGUAAGGUUUAAUAAGUUAACUGUUUAUAGGGGCUAUAUCUCCCAGCAACCCUGGCUUUGGAUAGGCUGGCCUUCCUUUUUCUAGAGGGGAGGAGAGAGACAGUUGGUAGGCCUAGGCUGGAACAGGCUUGCAGAAAGAACAGACCGAGGAGAAGCAGGGUGGUGGAAAGCUGGAAAGGGGGAACCAAGGACUGGAGCAGAGAACUUCAGGGAUUCCUGCUGCAGGACUGACAUUCCAAGUAGAGACUUUAUUGUUUGGACAAUGUCAGGCGAGUCCUGGGAAGAAGGGCCUGGAACCAGUGAACUCUUAUAAGUUGACUGGCAAGCACUUCAAGGUCUCGCCAAGGACUUAAAGAUCCCAGUUACUAUUUCCACCCCCACCCCCCUUUGGAUUUGCUUCUGUAUUCAGGUGCCUAUUCUGUACAGUUAAGUGUUCGUGCAGUUGUUGGAACCCAGUGGGAUUGAGAAGAGGUUGCCAGCUCUGAAGUGCCUUCAGCACUUGCCUUAAGUCUGAAUUGCACAGACAUGCAACUGACUUGCACAAUUAUUACGCAAAGAUCCCAAGACUUGAGUAUUCUGCUCACAAGGUUGCACUUUCAUUUUUACUGCUUCACACUUAGCCACUUGUGCAUAUGUAUUCCACUCCAAACAGUAUUCAUUGAACCUCUUGGAACUUAGCAUUUAAGAGGUAAGGGGUUGAUUCUGUGUAUAUAAAUUUGCAAAGGAACAAUGGGAUUAAGGUUUUUUCCUCAACUCUGUAUACUUUAUAACAUUUUUCCUGUGAAGAAAAGGCAUGUUAUCUCUGCAGACACAAAUUUACACUUUUGAGAACUGCAAAAACAAGCAUCUGUGAUAAUACCUUCUCGUUAGAAAAACUGCCCCAAAUAAUCUUACAGAAACCUCUGGAAGAGCAUGACAUUGUGAAAUGAAUUAAUGGAAUUCAUUUACCAAAAAAGUUAAACAUCGCAUAUAAAGCUUCAUGCUACAUAAUUAAAAACAAGCCCUUAUUUCCUGAUGGAUAAUAGCAUUUGGACUAUAAUAUAACUUAAAUAGAAGAUUAUCUUUGGAAAGCUUUUUCCUCCAAAAGCAUUUUAUUUUUAAAAAUCCAACUUAAAUAAAAAAUCUGAUUUUUUCAUUAAUUUUUUAAAAAUUGAUUUUUAUCUACCCUGCUCACAAGGAUGAAGGCCUUGCUGGAACAGAUCUUCCUUUGUAGCAGUGAAAGGACUAAAGUGUCUCCCUUGCUGAGCAUUAGCAGAAGUAAUGAAUGGAUGGGCAUUGGUACAUUUCUAUGUGUUGGUUAAUAAGCUGGUUUAUGUAUCUUGAGCAAGGUGUUUUCAUGCCACUUCUGUGUUGCUUGAAAACAGAAUUGGAGCCUGGGAUCUAGAGCCCCUUUUCUAUUUCCCAUUAAACUUGCUGUUCUAAUGUUGAGGCGCUUACAGCUGUUUGUCACUUGAAAGUGCUAGGAAGAUGUGGCACAAAGUGCCAUGUAGGAGGCCAGAACAUGAGCAGCUAAAGGGUCAGGAGCUUGAAGGCGCAUAUUCCAUUCCUCAAGUGUGAAUAGCGUAGGAAUUUGAGCAGGGUUUUUGAUGGAUAGGACUAUAUGCCCUCAUCUUUAACACUUCAAACCCUACAGCUGCCAAACCUAUUUGUUGGUUGCUUGUCAAGGGACCCCUCUGUGUUGUGAGAAUGGUUAUUACCAGGGAAGGUUUUUUCUUUCUUUACCUGCUGUCUAGAUGCUGCACAGAGACUUGCUCUCGCAAAGGAUCAAAGCACGAAUAAUCCAAGUCAAGAACAACUGAAGGUAAACCCUGAUGGGUGGUUUCUUUUGUCGUACAGAGUUGCCCCUUCUCUGUACCUGUGCACGGUGGACUGCUAGAACUUUUGAAUUUCUUGACAGGUGGGCUUCUGCCUUCCUCAGAAGUUUUGGGGAGUCCACAGACCAGGGACAGAGUGACCAUUCUCUGUUCUCUACCUAACAGAGUUCCAUUCUCUGAACAUGUUUACUGGGGUGUAACACUUCCUGUCCUCAGUCACACCAGCUUGUGUUGUUGUCAGUAUUCCUGGAUGGGAUUUUUUGAACAGAGGGUGAUUUAGAGUUACUUAGUAGUGUCCUCCUUUAAACGCUUCUAAUACCAGGCAGGUCUUUGUUUCUGGUACUAUUGUUGGAUACAUUUAGGCCAGCUUGAGAAAGAGUUAUAUGAUUUGUGAUGGAGGUAAGGAGUUAGAUGUCACUAGUAGAUAGCAGCUUUAUUUAUUUAUUUUGCUGGUUUAUAACGUAGAAAUGCUGCUUGAUAUUACCAGAUUCGUGAUUGGUUAAUAUGCUUUGUUAAUUUUGCUUUGUAUGCUCAAACCUUGACACGCUUAACUCCUCGGUGUUGCUCUGCAACUGGUGACUCAGAAAGGAAGUGUUACAUCCCUGUGUCUCUUUAAGACCUGUUGGGCUAAUGAUUCUCUCUCCCCUCCUUCCUUUAAGCAGAGUAGCACAGACAGAAAUUGCACUUAUGGGCGAAAAGAGAAUGAAGUUGACACACCUGCCUUGUCUGUCUCGAAUACGUUCAAGGAGGAUGAAGGUGAGUACAAGUCUUUGAAGCUGAUGAAAGCCAUGACUGCCGCAAGAUGAGUUCCUUUGUUCUACAUUUGGCCAAGAUUUUGCUGUUCUUUAUUAUAUUCGGAUCUGGGCUCUAUUCUCAGUAUUGCUUCCAUUAUAUGUGAUCAUACGCACAGGUUCAGACUUCACACAUUGGUCAACAAGCACUAAGAGUAAGUCACAGUUCUCUGUUCAUCUCUGUUGUAAUAGGUGGGUUCAUUAUCCUCACUAGAGUCCUUCUGUGCAUUUUGUAGAAAUGUGUGUCCUGUCAGUAGUAUUGACUAGUGGUAGAUAGGGAUGGCAUCUCACUGUAGGCAAUGUGCCUUUUUUAUUUAAAAGUUUCUUUGGAUGGCAGGAGCUUAAUCUUGUGACAAGGGUUGGGGCAGAUAUGAUGCAUCAUCAUCAUUUUAUUUGAAUGCUGCCUUUCCAUAGUUAAAACCAUGUCCAAGGUGACUUACAACAUGAAAAGAUUUACAUAAGUAUUAAGGAGUCAUACACAAUAAACAAAUCAAAAGGUAUGUGACAAAUUUGAACCAUUCCACAUAAGUCAUAAUAAGAUCUAACAAAAAAGAUACAAAAAUAUAACACCAACAAAAACUCCCAAAGAAACCUCCUAAACCAGUGGUUUUCAACCAGUGGGGUGCCGUGCGGGCAACACUGGCCUCUGUCCCUCUUUCCUUCCCUCGCUUUUCUGAUGUCCUCUUGUGUCUCUGCCUCCCAAAGGCUUGCACAUCUGUUUAUUGCAGUAGCUCUGGCUACAAGCUCCGCAGGCGAAUGGUGCCUCUGGGGCUGGUCCUGGGGUGCUGGUUGCGAGGAGCUGAGAUGACCUCAGAGUAAGCAAGCGGACAUGGGAGCCCAGUCAGCCAGUCCACCAGUCCUUGAUGUUGGGAACAGACAGACAAGGCCCAGGCCAAUGUGGAGCAGUGUGAGGAGGCACCUCUCUUUGGGGCAGGGGGGACAGCUCAAAGACCAGAGCAGCAGCAGCAGCUGCUGCCCAGAGGACUCCCAAGGAGAAGGGAGAGAUGCUGAGGGAACACUCCACAAGGGAGGGUAUUGGAAAAAGGGUAAGAGGCUGCCAGCUUUGCAGGCAAGGGGUGACAUAACUGGGCUCCUGAGGUCCACAGGAGUGCUGCAGAAAGAAUGUAGUUGGUCAAGGGAGCUAUGGACUCAAAAAGGUUGAAAACCUCUGUCCUAAACAAUACUCGAGCUCGAGAAUAUGUACAGCAGCCUCAGCUUUUGUAGCUGGAGUCACAUGGUUUAAAAACAUCCCACUCUGAUCUUCUUGUCUGUGAGUCCUUUGAUUUUAGUUGAAUUUAAGGUGGGAAACGGUUACAGAAACAACAGCCCCUUAUCAAAAUUCAUACUGCAUGUGAACAAAAGUGAACUUGAAGGUCCUACAAUCUGUAUAAUCUUUAAGGAAUGGCAGAGAGUCUUGCUGGGGAGUCAUUUAGUUAUUCCAUGGGGAAGGUGGGUGGCUCAGUAGUAGAGUAUCUGUUUUGCAUGUAGAAUGUCCCAGGUUCAAGCCUUGGCAUAUCCAGGUGGGUCUGCAGGGAAAGACUCAUGGUCUGAAGCCCUGGAUAUCAGCUGCCAGUAAUUAUGAACAACAUUAAACUUGAUGGAAUGGUAUGACUUGGUAUAGAGCAGUUUUCUAUGUUUUGAGAGUAUCCACAUGCUUUGCUCUGCCUUAUUUCUUCAUGCAAGUGUAGCCGAUAUGGUGCCCUCCUGAUGUUGGGGAUUAUCACUCACAUCAGCUUUUGCUCAUUCUCCCUGGGGUUGAUGGGAGUUGGUGUCUACGACCAUGUUGGCUACUCCUGCCAAAGUACUUCAGGCAGAAGGAUAUUAAUUUGAGAGUGAGCUGUGUCUCAAUGCGUAGGAUUAUCAGUCAGUUCAUAAUAAAUACAUUUUAAUCUGAACUUUGGUUGUUUCCUAUAGAUAACCUUUCAAAAGAACAACCCACACUGGAUUUGGUGCUUGAAGAGUGGGAUGUAGCUGGUCUUCCAUGGUGGUUUUUAGGGAAUCUGAGAAACAACUACAAGUCUAGAAGUAAUGGCUCAACUGAUAUACAUACGAAUCAGGUAAAUGUUGGUCAAUAUUAAUUCCUGAGAUAUUUAUAGGCUCUUUCCAGCUCAAGCAUUCUUUACUGUUGAGACUCUCCAUAGUUUGACUUUGCUGAUGAUAGAUAGACUUCAGGAAAGAAUGGCCUGCAAAAUAUGACUUGUGAAAGUAGUGCAGGGUAAAUGGCACCUGCAAAGACUUUGAAUCAUUCAUUUGAAUGCUGUCAAACACUGCUGAGGGCUCAUCAUCGAGCCUAUGUAGUGACAGUGAAGACAGCAAAGAAAGCAUACGUUGCUGCUUCCAUUACAUUCUCAUUGUGCCAUCCAGCAGAGCUUUUCCAGUUAGUGCAGGGCCUUUUACGGUCUGGCCAGAAGGAGGUGACAAUCAAUGGUAGUUUGCUGUGACUGGGUUACAAAUCAUUUUAGGGAUAAAAUUGCUUGCAUCUGCCAGGACCUUCACUCCACUGUUACAGCAGUUGAAUCUCAAGAGGUGUCCAGAGCACUGUCGAGUCCUGUUGUAUUGGAUGAGUGUAUGCCUCCUAAGGGUGGCAACAUGAGAGCAUGUUUUUACGAUGCCCUACCAAGUUGUUCUGGCACCAUGUCUGAUUCAGUGGUGAAGGAAUUUUGCAAUAUCAUAUAUUGUAGCUUUAUUCAGGCAUCAUUGAAUAUAAUGAGAACAAGUCUUUGUAGAUCAGUAAAUGCCAUGUCUGUCUUCUCUUUUUGCUCUAGGAUGUAGACACCACCAUUGUUUCAGAUACCACUGAUGACUUGUGGUUCCUCAAUGAAGCUGCUUCAGAUCAGUUUGGUGUUAGAAUCCCAGCUAAAACAAUUGACUGUGACCAUCCCAGUGAAGAAGGAAAAGAUGGCAGCAAAACCGUAAGUCCCGAGAGCAAAGGAACUGAAUGGUGCUUGUUCCACCAAAUGACCAUGGAUGUUAAGCUGGAAGUGUAAGCCAUCAGAGCACUAAAGAGAACCAGUGUUAUGAGAACCAGUGGUGUAGUGGUUAAGGGUGGUAAACUCGUAAUCUGGUGAACCGGGUUUGUGUCCCCGCUCCUCCACGUGCAGCUGCUGGGUGACCUUGGGCUAGUCACACUUCUCUGAAGUCUCUCAGCCCCACUCACCUCACAGAGUGUUUGUUGUGGGGGAGGAAGGGAAAGGAGAAUGUUAGCCGCUUUGAGACUCCUUAGGUAAUGAUAAAGCGGGAUAUCAAAUCUAAACUACUACUACUACUACUACUACUACUACUACUACUUUUUCUACAAGUGUGUUCCUAGACUCACAUGUGUGCCACCAGCACUCAUGUAUGAUCAAAUACAUCCUGCUGAGAGAUUUAGGAUGUUUUGCUGGAGUUAUGACAUGCGUUUGUUAUGGAUGUGUUGUUAACCCUUAAUUUUAUGCCUACAAAGAAAUAAAGAAAGCAUAGUUUAUUAUAGAAAAUAGGAGUCACACGGGAAAUAUAAAUAUGCUGCUUUAGACAGCAAAGUUAGUCUACGCGGGUAGCAAAUUACAAUACAUAAACACCCUAAUUAAGGAGUAAAAGAUACCUAACUAUUCUAAAAGGCCCACAGAAGCACGGACAUGACAAUUUUGCAAUAAACCAACACUAGAAAGGGGGGGGGGGAAGUAUACCUGUCAUUAAUGCAAAGCAGAAGUAUGCAGAGGCCUAGGGAGUACUGGAUAAGUUCUGUCCUGUUGGAGCUAUGAGAGCUCACUAGCCUUGGACUCUAAUGGUUUUUUCAUACAUUUUUGCCAAUGCAUGCCAGUGGAGAGGGGAGGGAGCUGUGAAAUGAGUGGUUCUUACAAUUUCCAUAACCCCUUCCAGAUUUCCUGCCUAUUUCUCACCUUGCCCAUCCUGUUCCUGUUUGCUUAACAAAAAGAUGAAAGAUUUGUGAUCGUGAGGAUUUAUGUGAACCUAGGCAUCUGCCUUUAAAUCACCUCACCAUUGUGCAACCAUAUAUUUGCAUGUGCUCAUCUUUAGAUCAGAUGUGCGUGAACUCAGGAUAUUCCUGAAUGCCUUUCAGCAGGUGAUUGGGAUCAGGCUUGUUUUCUGGUUCAUGGUGAUUUUUGUGUCAUAUUAUAGUUAAGCCAAUCUUAUACUUAGGCCAUGAUCUACAGAGAUAAACCAUAUCAUAAAUUCAGAUUCGCACACCUUUUGUCACACCAGUUCUGCCAUUAUCUUUAGUAAUCUGAUGGCUUGCACUUUCAGUGGUUUAUUUUUCUUUUUAGCAAAGGUUUCCAUGCAAUUUCAUGGGCUUGUCACAUUGGAUGACAGUUCCCUCUGUGAUUCAUUUCAUGGUAAUAGAUGGGCGAGAAGCUCUCCAUAUUUCAGUAGUUCGCAGGAAUUCAUUCUAGAUUUUCAGCAAGUUUUUAAGACAAGAACAACUUGCAUAAAAAAUAACCUGCAGAUUUCCCCCACAAGAGUAAUGCAUGAUUACGUGAGUCAACUGACAUACUCGUUACUUAAUCAGUUUUACAGAUGGGUAGAAUCUGGGAGCCAUCAUAGACUAGCAGCUGAUGCAUACCAUUUUGGCCAUGGGGCACUGGUCUUACUUUGUGAUCUUUUGCGAGAAGCAAUUUAUUCCCAUUCUUUAGAUAGCAGUGAUGACAUGGGGGUUGUGAGGGGAGAAUACAGUCACUAAGUGUUGCAAUGAUCUGGUGCAGUGGCUUUCAAUCUUUUUGACAAACCACAUUCAUUCUUCAGCUCCCCUGUGGGAUACAGGGGAGUCCAAACUUACAUGGGGGUUCCAUUCUGGGCCACCACACACGCUACUGGCCACAUCCAUUUUCAACAUACGUGUUAGCAGGAGCGCUUGUGCCAAUAGCACACAAGUGGGCUUUUAACCUAUUGCUUGCCAAACUAAAGAAUAUUUCCAUAUUGCUGCAUUUUAAAUUUAAAUGUAGGCCCUGGCUGCAAGGAAUUCUGGAAGCAGAAGGAAUUAAGUAGCAGGCAAUGUUAGGCCAAAACAGGCAUCAGUUGACCAUAAUUGCUGGCAGUCAUAGGGGAAUGCCAUCAGUGUUGACACCUGCUUUGAUUUUACAGUUUUACAUCUUUUUAUCCAAAUUGUUUUAUAUAUUGCAAGAUUUUUGUUGUUGUGCAGCAUGCAAAUAAUGACAGUAAAGAAGUGCUUUCUUAUUUGGGGGGGGUGCAUUUAUUUAUGGCCAUACAUGUUCCUUUUUGUUAUGUACUUUUUGCAGGUGAGUGAAGCUGAAUCAUCUGAUGACUUUGAAGAUUCACAGUCCUUACACGAUGACACAGACAUAGAUCCUCCCUCCAAGGUAAAUGUACUUGAGGCUUAAUAGCCCUAAUUUGGCUACAAAGUUGAGUAUCAGAAGUUAGAAGCAUUUUUUUAUUCAGGUAGUUGAAGUUCCUUAUUGCAUCCAUAACAACAAAAUACAGUGCAUCCUUUUGUCCCUUUAUUGUGUUUAAAAGGGCAGAUGUGUCAAAUCAAUUUGUAGGUUUUAUUGGACCAUGUAGAACCGGUGGUAAUUCAGCUUGUCAUCAUCCAAAGAUUGAGCUAAGGAAACUGAAGACAAUAGUUUCCAUGGUUCAACAGUUGCAGUCUGCUUAGUUGCAGGCUUUCAGCCGUCUUACAAUUUUCCCAUUCUUCCGAUAGCUGGUUAUGGGUAUGUUUAUGACCAGUAUAAAAAACUACUUUAUUUCCUGUAUGGAAAGCUGCUUUAACCUCAUAGCUUACAGCUCAGGUGUUUUUAGCAAGUGGCUGAGGAAAACUGAUAUGUGACACAAACUGAUAUGUGACCAAUUCAUAUCUUCUGAGAAGUGAGGGAUUUAGAGCAUCUAUAGAGUUUUUAGAGGCCUUUAUAGCAUAGUAAAUAUCUAAACUGAUAACUAAAGGUCAAAGUAGACCAUCAUUCAUGGGCCUAUGCUUUUAGUAUGGUUUGGAAAGACGGGUGUCUUGCUUAAGCAGUAAAAAUAGUGUGCUGGUGAAGGCACUCUUGCCUCCCCAGAGAAUGUUGUUCCAGGUAUUCUUUCCCUUCCUUGCUGUGAUUCAGGGAGUGAGUCUGAAAUAGUGAAAAGUUGGCUAGAACAAUGGAGGAGGUUUCAGCCCUUUUCACCUAUACUCCUUGACAGUUAAAGCAAUGUUACAUAUGUUACAAUGUUCCAUAUGAAUGAUGCAGACGUGAAAAGAAGUGUGUGUCUGCAUCCCAUCUUAUCUCAUUUGGUCAUGAUCUUUCCACAUUUGGAGAAGGGACAAAAAAAAUAAACUUUUGCUGCCUGGAAUAUAUUCAUUGGGAUAUUUUUACAGAGCCGGUUGAAUAUAGUCUCACUACAUGACUACACUGUUCUGUGUCAUUGUGGGAGCAUUUUGAUACUCUGUGGAUCAGCACAGAGGUUUCAUGGUUUCUAGUCUUCCAAAUGAAUCAAGUCUAUAGGGAGGGAAGAGAUAUGAUCUCUAUCAUUGUGGCAGUGUUCUGUUUAGUUUCUGAAAUUGCCCUUUUAAUCCCAGCACAAAGACACUUUCUCAGUACUUAUCAGUGGACAACAAAAUUUAUUUCAUUAUUCUCUGCUCAAUUUUUUCAUUUUCUGGGUUUGCAUUGCAAUGGAAGUAGUAGUCAUCCUGUUCCUCAUAGCAUGCAGAACCAAGUUUUGCUGCUGCUUGAGUAUAGUUUAGAGUCUGUGCCAGUUUGACAAAUUGGACUGUCCCUGGCACCAGACAACUGAACUAUAGCUCUAAACUCAAAAAGCCAUUGCCCUUGGUAUAUGAGGUAAUCAAGUAAGCCACCAUCAAUUGUGUAGGUUCAAUAGAUUUUAUAUAUUUAUAGAGUCUGAGAAAUAUCCUUCUCACUGACUCAAGGAGCUAUCUACUUUUGAAUUUAGAAUAAGACAUUGAAAAUUUAAUAUAGAGAACAUGGUAGAGACUUUGUUCUUCCAAAGGUAUUAUGGGAGGGGGCACAAUAAAGAUGAGGUUCAGCAAAAAGGACAUCUCAUUUACAGGGUUCAACUACAAUGAUCCCCAACUGUUUUGGAAAAUCUAAGAAAUAGUUACACAAAAAAUACCAAUUUCACCAAAACAAAACUUGUGUUGCUCAAACACAGAGAGAGCUAAACAUAGACAGCCCCCCCCCAAGAAACACCUUUUUAAAAAAAGUUAGAAUUGGAAGAGUUUUUUUGGUGGGAACUAAGGGUGGGUAUCUGACGGUGCUGAGUGCCUAUGGACACUCUUGAGUAGGUAGUAACCAUGCUCUUAAUCCAUGACUUCAGAACAGAAUUGAUGGAGCUGGUUACUGCUUCUACUGUAAGAAAGCCUUUAUGUGAAUGCACAAACCUGUGAUUGGUUUGAUUGUCUUUCUUUCAUCAGGACUAUUGGCAGUGCACAAAAUGCAAGAAGUUUAACUCUCCCAUUAAACGGUACUGUUUCCGCUGCUGGGCCUUGCGGAAAGACUGGUUCUCUGACUGCCCCAUGUUAGCACAUUCUCUCUCCUCAUCCAACAUUGCCACAAUGCAAAGCAAAGAGGACACAGAAGGGAUAGAUGUCCCAGACUGCCGAAGGACAGUAUCUGCUCCACUUAUGCAGUCCAGAGAACCGUGCAGAUCAGAAAUCAAACCCAACCUACGUCCUGGAAGCUCUGUGGAUUCUCUGGAUCUUGCAGGCAAAGAGCCUUUGUUGCAGUUUGGUAAGCACAAAGAAAAAUGGUCCCUUGAGAGUAGCAAAGAAUUGCUGAAACCUUGCAUUAUGUGUCAGAAGAGGCCACGGAACGGGAAUAUUGUCCAUGGAAGGACAGCUCACCUGGUGGCCUGUUUCACUUGUGCAAAAAUGUUAAAAAAAGGCCAAUCACCUUGCCCAGUGUGUAAGAGACAGAUUCAGAUGGUGAUCAGGACCUUUAUAGCAUAG